Messenger RNA from Gracilinanus agilis (Agile Gracile Mouse Opossum), 3714 nucleotides. RefSeq names its product retinol binding protein 3 (gene RBP3). NCBI's taxonomy places the organism in Eukaryota, Metazoa, Chordata, Mammalia, Didelphimorphia, Didelphidae. Gene Ontology annotation, biological process: proteolysis. The coding region runs from base 1 to 3714 and encodes 1237 amino acids. The transcript is spliced from 4 exons. Gene Ontology annotation, molecular function: serine-type peptidase activity. The record is from RefSeq and is a predicted model, not a curated record.
AUGACUAGCCAAUGUCUCCUGCUGUUCUCAGCCCUGCUAUUUAGUCUAGCCCAUGCAGAACAAAUCUUUCAACCUAGUCUGGUCCUGGAUAUGGCCAAGAUCUUAUUGGAUAAUUACUGCUUCCCAGAAAACCUAAUGGGCAUGCAAGAAGUCAUUGAGCAAGCAAUCAAGAGUGGGGAGAUCCUGGACAUCUCUGAUCCCCAAAUGCUGGCCAGUGUCCUGACAGCAGGUGUGCAGGGUGCCCUCAAUGACCCACGGCUAGUGAUCUCCUUUGAGCCCAGCAUUCCUGAGACUCCCCAGCAUGUCCCAAAACUUGCCAACAUCACUCAGGAGGAACUGCUCACCCUGCUCCAGCAAAUGAUCAAGUACCAGGUACUGGAGGGCAAUGUGGGUUACCUAAGAGUCGACUACAUCCCUGGCCAGGAGGUGGUAGAGAAAGUCGGGGAGUUCUUGGUGAAUAACAUCUGGAAGAAGCUCAUGGGGACCUCCUCUCUGGUGUUGGAUCUCCAGCACAGCUCAGGCGGUGAAGUUUCAGGAAUUCCCUUUGUCAUCUCCUACCUACACCAGGGGGAUAUCCUGCUGCACGUAGACACAGUUUAUGACCGGCCAUCCAAUACCACCACAGAGAUCUGGACCCUGCCCCAGGUGCUGGGUGAGAGGUACGGUGGGGAGAAGGACAUGGUGGUCCUCACCAGCCAUCGUACUGUAGGAGUAGCAGAGGAUAUAGCCUACAUCCUCAAGAAGAUGCGCCGGGCCAUUGUGGUGGGAGAGCAGACUCUGGGAGGGGCUCUAGAUCUCCGGAAGCUGCGCAUUGGCCAGUCAGACUUCUUCAUCACUGUGCCGGUGUCACGCUCCCUGAGCCCCCUGGGUGGAGGUAGCCAGACAUGGGAGGGCAGUGGGGUGCUCCCCUGUGUAGGGAUCCCAGCAGAACAGGCCCUGGGGAAAGCACUGACCAUCCUCACCCUACGCAGGGCAAGACCAGGAGCCAUUCAACGUCUCAUGGAAGUCUUACAGAAUUACUACACUCUGGUGGAUCGGGUCCCUGCGCUGCUCCAUCACCUCACUGCCAUCGACUAUUCCUCAGUGCUCACAGAGGAAGAUUUGGCCGCCAAGCUCAAUGCAGGACUGCAAGCCGUGUCAGAGGACCCCAGGCUCCUCGUACGGGUUUUGAGGCCUGAGGAAGCCACAACCGGCUCUGAAGCUAGUGAGGAGGAAGACGCUACACCCGCAGCCAAUGCGCUGCCUGAGGAUGAAUCCCAGCGGCAAGCCCUGAUAGACUCUGUGUUCCAGGUGUCAGUACUGCCAGGUAACGUGGGCUAUUUGCGGUUUGAUGAGUUUGCUGACUCCUCGGUGCUCGGCACUCUGGCCCCCUACGUGAUACGGCAGGUAUGGGAGCCCCUUCAGGACACCAGUCAUCUCAUCAUGGAUCUCCGCUACAAUCCGGGAGGGCCUUCUUCGGCAGUUCCAUUGCUCCUGUCUUACUUCCAGGACCCGGCUGCAGGCCCUGUUCGCCUCUUUGCCACCUACGAUCGCCAAACCAACCAGACACAGGAGCACCUCAGCCGUGCGGAAUUGCUCGGCAAACCUUAUGGGGCCCAGAGAGGCGUUUACCUGCUCACCAGCCACCAUACCGCCACGGCUGCAGAGGAGUUUGCCUUCCUUAUGCAAUCCCUGGGCCGGGCCACCCUGGUUGGGGAAAUCACAGCCGGCAGUCUGAUGCACACCCGCACCUUUCCUCUGCUGCAGCCCCCCAAUGGGAAUCUGGUUCUCACUGUGCCCAUUCUCACUUUCAUUGAUAACAAUGGCGAGUGCUGGCUUGGAGGGGGAGUUGUACCUGAUGCCAUUGUCUUGGCUGAGGAAGCACUCAACAAAGCUAAGGAAGUACUGGAAUUUCACCAGAGGCUAGGAGCCUUGGUGGAAGGCACAGGACACCUUCUGGAGGCCCAUUAUGCUCUCCCAGAAGUAGUUGGCCAGGCCAGCGCCUUGUUAAAAGCCAAACUAGAACACGGGACCUACCGCACAGCUGUAGACUUUGAGUCAUUAGCAUCCCAACUCACCAGUGACCUGCAGGAGGUGUCUGGGGACCACCGCCUCCACGUAUUCCACAGUCCCGGGGAACCGGUCCCUGAAGAAUUGACCCCACCACAAAAGGGGGUCCCUUCACCUGAGGAGCUGACCUACCUCAUCGAGGCCCUCUUCAAGACAGAAGUACUACCUGGGCAGCUGGGCUACCUCCGUUUUGACAUGAUGGCCGAGGCAGAGACAGUGCGAGCCAUUGCACCACAGCUGGUAGAGUUGGUGUGGGAGAAGCUAGUGUACACGGAAGCUUUGGUGGUGGACCUGAGGUACAACCCUGGAGGCUACUCCACAGCUGUGCCUCUCCUCUGCUCCUACUUCUUUGAAGCAGAGCCCCGCAGACACCUGUACAACAUCUUUGAUAGGGCAGCCUCCCAGCUCACAGAGGUUUGGACCCUGCCUCAGGUGGCUGGAGAACGUUAUGGAUCCAAGAAGGACCUGUAUAUCUUGAUCAGCCACACCAGUGGUUCUGCAGCUGAGGCCUUUGUUCACACCAUGAAGGACCAGCAUCGGGCCACAGUAAUCGGGGAGCCCACGGCAGGAGGGGCCCUUUCAGUGGGCAUUUACCAGGUGGGUAACAGCCCCCUUUAUGCUUCCAUGCCCACGCAAGUAGCCAUCAGCCCAGUUACUGGCAAAGCCUGGGAUAUGGCUGGGGUUGAGCCUGAUGUCAGCGUUCUGGCAAGUGAGGCCCUCAUGACCACCCAAGGCAUCGUUGCCCUUCGUGCCAAGGUGCCUACUAUUCUACAGACAGCUGGGAAGCUUGUUGCUGAUAAUUAUGCUUCCCCAGAGGUGGGGUCCAGAGUGGCAGCCAAAUUGGCAAAACUUCAGACCCAAUACAGGCAAGUCACCUCAGAAGGAGAACUGGCUGAUAUGUUGGGAGCAGAUCUGCAAACUCUUUCUGAAGAUAGACACCUGAAGACAGCCCAUAUCCCAGAAGACGCCAAGGACCGCAUCCCUGGGAUUGUUCCCAUGCAGCUUCCCUCUCCUGAAGCCUUUGAAGACCUGAUCAAGUUUUCCUUCCAUACCAAUGUAUUCGAAGGCAACAUUGGCUACCUGAGAUUUGAUAUGUUUGGAGACUGUGAGCUGCUCACACAAGUAUCUGAUCUCCUGGUCGAGCAUGUCUGGAAAAAGGUCGUACACACAGACGGGAUGAUUAUUGAUAUGAGGUUCAACAUAGGAGGACCCACAUCCUCUAUCUCGGCUUUGUGUUCCUAUUUCUUUGAUGAAGGUCAAGAAGUUCUUCUAGACCAGAUCUACAACAGACCCAACGAUUCCAUCAGUGAAAUCUGGACACAGCCUCAGGUUGCAGGUGAACGAUAUGGUUCCAAGAAAAGUGUAAUCAUCCUCACCAGCAGUAUGACAGCAGGUGCUGCAGAGGAGUUUGUAUAUGUGAUGCAGAGGCUAGGAAGGGCUUUGGUCAUUGGGGAAGUGACCAGCGGUGGCUGCCAACCCCCACAGACCUACCAUGUGGAUGACACUGACCUCUAUAUCACCAUCCCUACUGCCCGAUCAGUUGGCUCUGGAGACAGACCUUCCUGGGAGGGAGUAGGAGUAGCCCCUCAUGUGGAGGUGCCUGCUGACCAAGCCCUGAGCAAAGCCAAGGAGAUGUUCAGCCAUCAUUUACAGAGGGCAAAAUAG